AUGGACUCGUCCGACAAUUCCAACGAUUGCCAGGGCGACAAGGACCACACAUCCGUUUCCGAGCCCAUUUCACAGAUGCUGACCCCAGAGCCCGCGCCGUUGGACGUCCCGCAGCCGUCCACCCCUCCCACACAGGGCCCGGUACCGUGCUCUGCCAGCUCUGCGGGCUCGUCGGAAAUCACCACACUGUCACUGUCGUCACCGCCGCUGACGCCUCCGCCACGAGUGAUGCGCCGUCUGACGCCGCUGGGCAAGUUCAGUCCGCGCAAGCGAGCGAACUCCAUAGACGACGAUCUCGAGACUCACGCCAGCCGCAGACUCCUGCUGCUGGACCAACGCACCGCACGCAGCGCAGCACACACAGACUCCGUCUGCAAGAAGCUGAGCAGUUUACAACAGCAGAAACUGAGAAAAAGAGAGCUACUUCUGGAGAAGCUGAGCAAAGCCGUCAAAAAUAGACAGGACUACGUGAACCGCAAGCGGCUCAUAGCAUCGAGCACGGUGCGCCACAUCUGCUCGUCGGGCAGCAGUGACGACGCCCGGAGCCUGGAAAUGUGCGUAUCGCACGAGCAGGGCGCGUGUGCCUACAGCUUUGCGGACUCGUUCAAAAUUGUGGCUGGGCUCUCGGUCUGGGAAAAUCUACGACGGGUGCCGAUUUUUGUGAAUUUCGAGGACGCGGUCGGCAAGACAGACAUCGAGAACACCUACAGGUUCAUCAACAGCCGCGAGAUCAUCCGACUGACGUCGUCGUUGUUUGCAGAAAUCGACGUUUCGAACGGACUAAUGGACGCCUUUCUUUUGGCACGGUGUUUCCUGUUUGGCUUUGCUAUUCUGGUCGAAAAGGACAAACACGAGCGCUACAACCGUGUACCGAUGUACGCGGUCCGGCUGAACGCAACACAGCCGUUUUUCGACCGUCUGGCCAAGGACUUCCCGAACCUGAAGCAGCACCAUCUGGACGACAGCUACUACGGGUUUCUUGUGGCGGAGCUGCACACAGCCACAUUCCAUGUAUGGAAGCUGUUCCAGCGGCUGGUGCAACUGAACGGGUCCGAGUUCGAGAAGUAUGCGUUCAAAGACGCGCUAAUGGCCACCUACUACCCGGUCUUCCAGGUGUUCAAGUUCAACCACUGGUUCCGCAGUCUGGCACUACUGUCGGAGAGCAACGACGGACUGAGCAAGCACCUCGGCUUUUUGCGCACGAUGCGCUCGCUCACGGCCGACAACGACGUAUUGCUCAAUGAGUACAAGUACAUGAUCCGCAAGGGCGAGUCGUUCAUCAAGGCCAACAAGGAGCGGUUUUCGCGGCUCAAGGGCGACAGUCGCGCCGCCGACCUGGCCGCGAUCGACGCGAUGGAGCAGGAAUUUGUUGCCCGGCACAAGGCAGCCGUGCUGUCUGGCUCGUCGCUCACAGACGACAACCCGCUGAUCUCUGUGUCUUCCAGAAGCCGGUCGACGCUGCGCAGCGCGGCGCAGCGGCCUGUUUCGCUGGUUCCGCCUACGUUUACCGUCGACAACUGGCGCAAGUACCUGUUCAAAGUGCUGCUCGAGUACCGGUCGCGGGGCGCGCAACUGCGAAUGCGGACGGGCAAGUCGCCACGGCUCGCUGCCCAGCUGCCCGCUGCUGAGUGCGACAUGCUGGCCGAGUACGUCGACCAGCUCCAGCCGGACAUCGAGGCGAUCCGCGAGUGGCUGGGGCUCAAGACGUACAACGAGGGCUGCAUCGAGGCGAUCGAGCGGCUGUCGUACCUGGACUCUGUCGAGGCAAUGAUGGUGGACGUGGCACAGAUGGUAGAACGGUGUCUGUACGCGAUGUUCGUCGUGGUGGAGGACUCGAAACGGACAGUGAACCUGGUUUACGCGCAGUCUGCUAAUCAUCGCAGAGAAAAUUCGACGGCCAUUUCUUUCCUGUCCGACUCGGUGCUUGUGCUCAGUAAGCUCCGCAAUGGGAAGCUGCGGCUGGCGGAAUAUUUUGAAAUGAGUCUGGGCGUGCUGCUUUGGGAGACGCCGGAAUUUUUGCGCUGCGAGGCCGAGUCGUUGCUGGCGCAGACGGCCCAGAUCGACAAGGCGUUCAUCCAGCGGUUUGUGGAGUUCAUCAAGGACUGUAUGGUGUUUGGGAUGAACAGCUGCGUGAAGAGCUGUCUGCGGUUCAUUGGCAGCAACAUUGUGGAGUUUGAGCGCGACGUGUUCGAGUGCAACUACCCCUCGUCCAAAGUGUCGCUCAACUUGCGCUACCCUAAUUUGUACAAGCAAAUGCAGCUGCACAAGGAGCAAGAGCCGGCGGGCGGCGAGCCGACACAGGAGACGGCGACACUCGCGUUCUACAACCGGCUGUUUGCGGCGUUUGUGUGCAGCAGCAGCACGGGCAAGCUCUACGAGAUGCCCGAGUUUCUGGAGAGCUUUUCGAUCCAGCUGAUGGAGCUGAACAACCAGGUGCGCACUCUGGUGACGCUCCAGUCGGUGACGGUGAUUGUGAUGAGCUCUUUGGCCAGUCGCGCGGCACUGCUGCCGGCGAAACUGCAGAACAGCUAUUUUGCCGAUAAGCCCCGGCAGCAGCUUGUGGAUUUUGGCAAGCUGCUGGUGGAGCUGGAUGGGUUUCUGCUGAACUACUUUGAGCACACCGAGUCGAACCGGUUCGGCAACUUCUUCAAAGAGGAGGUGUACAAAAUCCUGUGCACAAACGUGUCUGAGCGACUGCGCGGCCGAGGCUACGAUGAAGAGGCCAUUCGGGCUGUUGUGGACAUGAACCUCGACUUCAAACACGUCUGUGGGCUCAUAGCACAGACAGAGAGGGCCAGCAUUGGCAGCACCAAAGUGAGCUCACUGAAAACGAUAUACUGCAACGCCAUCUAUGACAUCAUAGUCCGGCACGGCCGUGUUUUUUCUGCAAAUACGUCAACGAGCGAGCCGAUGCGGCGCAUUUCAGCCGAGGUGGAAAAUAUAUUUCAGCCCGAAAUGCAUAGGGCAUACAGCAAAUUCUACGCGGCCGACCUUGUGCGCGACAAAAUCGACAAAAUCGUGCGUGACUACUACGCCAUCUUCAACGUGUGUGUCGAGGUGCACUUCCAAAACAUGUACCUUGUGUUGCGCGAGUUUGAGGAGAUCUGCGCCUUUGAGCGCAGACUCUGA
Molecule: messenger RNA, 3129 nt
Organism: Ogataea parapolymorpha DL-1
Lineage: Eukaryota; Fungi; Ascomycota; Pichiomycetes; Pichiales; Pichiaceae
Exons: 1
Coding region: 1-3129 (1042 amino acids)
Source: RefSeq, a predicted model, not a curated record